CUUGUAUUCCUCGUGCUCCAACUUGCUCAAAUCAUACAUAAAACUUGCCAAAUUUUCUUGCCUCCGAAAUUGUGGGGGGGAUAGUCUACUAAAACUACUUCCAUUGCCCUAUACUUUAAGGGUUACCCUCUCUUUACCCUACUCUAGGGUACUAGCUAUAAUAUUAGCUUGGUUUCUUUUAACUUUUUACUUGUUUUGUUUUUCUAUAAAUAGGUCAAAUUCAAAGAUAUUUUUUUAAACUACAACUCAUUUCAAACCUAAGCAUAAUAAGCAAUACUUUCCUAAACAAAACAAAACAAAAAAAGGUUAUUUUUUCAAUUAUGGCUAAUUAUUUUAGCUACAUGUUAUUCACUAUAUUUUCAUUGUCUUUUAUCAUUAGCUCAAUCCAAGGAAGAUUUUUAACGUUAAUGCCUAUGCAUGGCACUCUUAAGUACUCCGAAAUUUCGAUACCGCCUUCUCAGGCUCCAAAUGCUAAUACUAACCCUAGCUAUGAACAUAAUGUUGAGCAUUAUAGUCCUGCACCUUCACCUAGUAUUGAUGAUGGUAAUGCUAGUACUAGUAAUGUUCAUGAGAAUAUUUUCGAUGUUCGAUCGUUUGGUGCUACUGGUGAUGGAUUAACAGAUGAUACAAUUGCAUUUAAAUCAGCUUGGGAUGCUGCUUGCAAAGUAGAGAAUAAUGCAAAGAUUGUUGUGCCUAAAGGGUAUUCUUUCUUGCUUCAACCUUUGAUUUUCACUGGCCCAUGCAACGUCGGUGUUGUGUUUCAGAUUGAAGGAAGUAUUAUGGCACCAGACGGACCAGAGUCAUGGCCUAAAAAUAGCAGCAAAAGACAAUGGAUAAUCUUUUAUAGAAUUCAUGGAUUAACACUCCAAGGUGGUGGCCUUAUUGAUGGUAGAGGAGAAAAGUGGUGGAAUCUACCUUGUAAACAUCAUAAGGGGAUCAAUGGAACUACCAUGCCUGGUCCUUGUGACAGCCCAGUUGCUAUAAGGUUCUUUGGGAGCACAAAUUUAACCAUGAGAGGGAUAAAAGUCAUAAAUAGUCCUCAAUUUCAUAUUCGUUUUGAUGUUUGUCAAAAUGUUAGUGUGGAUUCUAUUAUCAUAAAGUCACCUGGUAACAGUCCUAACACUGAUGGAAUUCAUGUAGAGAAUACAAAUGAUGUGAUGAUUCACAAUUCAGUCAUAUCCAAUGGUGAUGACUGUAUUUCAAUUGGAGCUGGUAGUCAUAAUUUGGAUAUCAAGAAUAUUACUUGUGGUCCUAGUCAUGGAAUAAGCAUUGGGAGCCUAGGAAUCCAUAAUUCCAAAGCCUGCGUAUCCAACAUCACAGUUACCAACUGUCUGAUCAAGCACUCAGACAAUGGGGUCCGAAUCAAGACAUGGCAAGGCGGAUCUGGAUCAGUAUCCGCUGUGACCUUCGAAGCGAUCCAUAUGGACACGGUCCGAAACCCGAUUAUCAUAGACCAAUACUAUUGCCUCUCCUCGAACUGCUCUAACCAAACCUCAGCUAUUUCCAUCAACACAAUUUCAUAUUCCAAUAUCAAGGGCACUUAUGACCCACGGACACCACCCGUUCGCUUGGCAUGCAGCGACUCGGUUGCCUGCACCAACAUCACCCUCUCGGGUUUGGAGCUCCUACCUGCAGUGCCCACGAGUCCGGUAACAAGUCAGAAGCAUAAAUUGCAGCCCUUCUGUUGGAAUGCUUAUGGGAGUAGCUUAGGAGAUAUGACUACUCCUCCUGUCUACUGUUUGUUGGAGGGUUUGCCAUAUUUAGAUGUAUCAGGCAGUGAUAUUGGACAGUGCUAGGCUCAUGGAUAGUAACCAAAUUGUACAGAAAGUGAAGUUGUCUAAAAAAAUGGAUGUUUAAAGUAUGCACAUUCCUUUUCUUGAAGCAAGAUGGAAAAGGUAUAACGAAAGUGAUUCAACUAUAUAUCACUAUACCCAUAGGAUCUAGCCAACUCUACUAGAAAUCUAAAUUCAAGAAUGUCUUUGUAAUCAAGUACUAGGUGAGAAAGCUUUGUGCUCCCUUU
This is a messenger RNA of Beta vulgaris subsp. vulgaris (sugar beet), 2020 nucleotides long. RefSeq names its product polygalacturonase At1g48100. Bases 321 to 1796 code for a protein of 491 amino acids. The record is from RefSeq and is a predicted model, not a curated record. Gene Ontology annotation, biological process: carbohydrate metabolic process. The transcript is spliced from 6 exons. Gene Ontology annotation, molecular function: polygalacturonase activity. NCBI's taxonomy places the organism in Eukaryota, Viridiplantae, Streptophyta, Magnoliopsida, Caryophyllales, Amaranthaceae.